AUGGAAGAUCCGGUGAUGCUACAGUCAGCAGUUCGUCUGCCUACUCCCCCACCGGGCGCGUCCUACUCUCCCCAGCCUUCUGGGACUCGAAAACGGUCACCACCAUCCCGAUCCCCUUCACCUGACCGACGUCGUUCUCCUCCAAACGGGACGUCUCGUGGAGGGCCUGACUUUCCUCAUGGCGAGUCAAACAGUCAUAUGGAGAGAGAACAUCAGCUCACCGAACGGCUUCGAAUACGAGAAGCUCCUGCGAAGCCCCUGACCGAAGAAGAGAAGCAAGCUGCUGCGAAGGCGGAAUAUGAAAAACUGCUGAAUAUGCGCUCUGGUGGAACUUACAUUCCUCCGGCGAAACUUAGAGCACUGCAAGCUCAGAUCACUGAUAAGACGAGCAAGGAGUAUCAGCGGAUGUCAUGGGAGGCCCUGAAGAAAUCCAUUAACGGUUUGAUCAACAAAGUCAACGUUUCGAACAUCAAAUUUAUCGUUCCUGAGCUUUUUGGAGAGAAUCUCGUUCGCGGAAGAGGUCUCUUUUGCCGAAGUAUUAUGAAAGCUCAGGCUGCUAGUUUGCCGUUUACGCCAAUAUAUGCAGCCAUGGCCGCGAUUGUCAACACAAAACUUCCGCAGGUGGGAGAGCUUUUGCUAAAUCGGCUCAUAGUCCAGUUCCGCAAGGCCUUCAAGCGAAAUGACAAAGCCGUUUGCAUCUCGUCGACCACCUUUAUUGCCCACUUGUGUAAUCAACAGGUGGCACAUGAAAUGGUAGCUGCUCAAAUCCUUCUGCUUUUGCUACACAAACCUACGGAUGAUAGUGUGGAGAUUGCUGUUGGCCUUACUAGGGAGGUCGGACAAUACUUGGAGGAAAUGGGAGGGCCAAUCGCGCUGGCUGUGUUUGACCAGUUCAGAAACAUACUUCACGAGGCGGAUAUUGACAAGCGUGUUCAAUAUAUGAUCGAAGUUCUAUUCCAGGUCCGAAAGGAUCAUUACAAAGAUAACCCUGCUAUCAAGGAAGAGCUCGAUCUCGUCGAGGAGGAAGACCAGAUCACGCAUCGCAUUAGUCUUGAUGAUGAAAUCGAUGUCCAAGAUGGUCUGAAUAUAUUUAAGUAUGAUGCUCAGUGGGAGGAACAUGAAAAUGCAUAUAAGAAGUUAAAAGCCGAGAUUCUGGGCGAAGGGAGUGAUGACGAAGACGGGGACGAGGGUGAAUCGGAUGAAAGCUCCGAUGAGGAUGAGGAAGACGAGAAAGACCAGCAGAUGGACAUUAAGGAUCAGAGCAAUACCGAUCUUGUUAACCUCAGGAGGACGAUCUAUUUAACUAUUAUGUCGAGUAUUGACUUUGAAGAAUGCUGCCACAAACUCAUGAAGAUCACUUUGCCACCGGGACAGGAGUCGGAGUUGCCGUCCAUGAUCAUCGAAUGCUGCUCUCAGGAGCGGACUUAUUCCAAGUUCUAUGGCUUGAUCGGGGAGCGUUUUGCGAAACUCAACCGUCUUUGGGCUGAUCUGUUCGAAGAGGCCUUCAUCAAAUAUUACGAUACGAUCCACCGCUACGAAACAAACCGUCUUCGGAACAUUGCGAAAUUCUUUGGACAUAUGCUCAGCUCGGACGCGAUUGGCUGGCAUGCGUUGUCCAUUAUUCAUCUCAACGAAGAAGAGACAACAUCUAGUAGCCGUAUCUUUGUUAAAAUACUAUUCCAGGAACUGGCCGAAGUUCUUGGAAUGGCGAAGCUGCAGGAAAUUUUCAAGGAUGAUAUACUCCAACCUAGUUUUGAGGGUUUGUUCCCGAGUGAUAAUCCAAGAAACACGCGUUUCUCGAUCAAUUACUUUACUAGUAUUGGUAUGGGUGUCCUCACAGAAGGGAUGCGCGAGCAUUUGAAGAAUCUACCUAAACCUUCUUUUCCCGCCUUACCUGCACGAGCAGCAGAAUCAGACUCAGAAUCAGUCAGCUCAUAUUCAAGCUACUCGUCAUACACUGGCUCUUCCAGGUCGCGCUCGUAUUCUCGCUCUCGCUCACCCUCUCGUGGCCGAAGACGCUCCAUCUCGUUCUCCCGCUCUCCCUCAUCUCGAGGAAGAAGCCUUAGCAGAAGCAGUAGCAGAAGCUAUAGCUCUACGCCAUCCCGCUCACGGACACCUCCACCUAGGCGCCGGGAUAGACAACCACCAUACUCUCGGUCGCUAUCUCCUGCGAGCCACAGAUCUCGAUCUGUCUCAUAUUCUCCUGUACGUCGUCGAUCUCCUCUACGCAAGCGGUCAGAUUCGCGGGGUCAGAAAGCAAUCGCUAGCGGAAGAGGUAGCGGACGCUUUCCAUCCCGCUCAAUCAGCCCUCCCCGUCGCGGACGUGCCAAGGACACUCGCCACAGGUCGACAAGCUACUCACUCUCCCGAUCCCCUCCACCCCGCUCAAGCAGGGGAAGGCGGCGAAGUUCUCUGUCUUUGCCACGCUCACGAUCCCCCCCACCUCGCAAACCGAAUAGGGCCAGGCGACGAUCCCCUUCUAGAUCUGUAACCCCGCCUCGCUCUAGAGCAAUUAGAGGCCGGAGCAAGGACAGACGCCCAUCCAGGUCCCCGUCACGUUCUGCUUCCCCACCCCCGCGCUCUAGGCGCAGAUAUAGCCGGUCUCCUACAUCCCUUUCUCGUUCCCGAUCUCCUCAGCGCUCGUUGACUCCACCACGACGUGUGCAUCCACAACGUGAUCGCCGUUGGGGCCGUGAUGGUGGACGAAAACGUUCUCCUUCGCCGGCUGUUUCUCGAUCCCGGUCUCCAGUUAGAGCACCACUGCCCAGUGGGCGUGCGAGGGCUGCUGAUUUCUUGUAA
Messenger RNA from Histoplasma capsulatum G186AR, 2799 nucleotides. Its product is annotated as pre-mRNA-splicing factor cwc22. NCBI's taxonomy places the organism in Eukaryota, Fungi, Ascomycota, Eurotiomycetes, Onygenales, Ajellomycetaceae. Gene Ontology annotation, biological process: mRNA splicing, via spliceosome. The record is from RefSeq and is a predicted model, not a curated record. Gene Ontology annotation, cellular component: catalytic step 2 spliceosome. The coding region runs from base 1 to 2799 and encodes 932 amino acids. The transcript has a single exon. Gene Ontology annotation, molecular function: RNA binding; protein binding.